GGAAGUGACGCUAUUUUCCUGAGCCCUGAGAAUCAUAACAUGCCAGACAAGCAGAUCCUGAUCGAGGAGGAUGACCUUCAGUAUGAAGAGGAGAUCCUGCGUAACCCGUAUUCAGUCAAGUGCUGGAUGCGAUAUAUUGAAUUCAAGCAAUCGGCUUCAGCACAUGCACUUAACCUGAUAUACGAGAGAGCACUAAAGGAGCUGCCAGGAAGUUACAAAUUAUGGUAUGCUUACCUAAAACAGCGCAGGAAGCAGGUGAAGAGGCGAUGCCUAACCGACCCAGCCUUUGAAGAAGUAAAUAAUUGCCAUGAGCGAGCUCUUGUCUUCAUGCACAAGAUGCCUCGAAUUUGGCUGGAUUACUGCCAGUUUCUUAUGGAUCAGUGUAAAAUUUCCCGCUCAAGAAGGACAUUUGACCGUGCUCUUCGCGCACUCCCUAUUACACAGCACCAUCGUAUCUGGCCACUGUACCUGAAAUUUGUCCGUGCUCACCCCCUUCCAGAGACAGCAGUCAGGGUCUACAGGAGAUACCUAAAGCUGUCACCUGAGAAUGCAGAGGAGUAUAUCGAGUAUCUGCGCUCUGUGGACAGAUUGGAUGAGGCUGCAUCUAGACUGGCAGCCAUUGUGAACCAAGAGGAUUUUGUGUCCAAAGAGGGAAAAUCAAACUACCAGCUGUGGCAGGAGUUGUGUACCCUCCUUUCACAGAACCCAGGAUCUGUACGCUCUCUGGACUCUGGAGCCAUUAUUCGGGGUGGCCUCACCCGCUUCACCGAUCAGAGGGGGAAAUUGUGGUGUGCCCUUGCUGAGUACCAUACCCGGAGUGGUCAUUUUGAAAAGGCUCGAGAUGUUUAUGAAGAGGCUAUUCAGACAGUCACCACUGUCCGUGACUUCACUCAGGUGUUUGACAGCUAUGCUCAGUUUGAAGAGAGCGUCAUUGCAGCCAAAAUGGAAACUGUCAGUGAGAUGGGAAAAGAAGAGGAAGAUGACAUAGACUUAGAGCUGCGAUUAGCCCGUUUCGAGCAGCUGAUGGAGAGGAGGCCUCUCUUACUGAAUGGGGUGCUACUGAGACAGAAUCCACAUAAUAUCCAUGAGUGGCACAAGAGGGUGCAGCUGUACAAAGACAAACCACGAGAGAUCAUUAACACAUACACAGAAGCUGUCCAGACUGUAGAUCCAGCAAAGGCCACUGGGAAGCCGCACACACUCUGGGUUGCUUUUGCUAAAUUUUAUGAAGACAAUGGACAGAUUGAUGAUGCCCGAGACAUCCUCCAAAGAGCGACCCAGGUACGAUACACACAUGUGGAUGACUUGGCCUCUGUCUGGUGCCAAUUUGGUGAAAUGGAGCUGAGACAUGAGAACUAUGAGGAGGCUCUGACAAUACUCCGAAAAGCCACUGCAGUGCCAGCUCGUAAGGCUGAAUACUUUGACGCCUCGGAGCCUGUGCAGAACAGAUUGUAUAAGUCAUUGAAGGUGUGGUCUAUGUUGGCUGAUCUGGAGGAAAGUUUAGGUACUUUUAAGUCCACCAAGGCUGUGUACGAUAGGAUCAUUGAUCUCCGCAUAGCCACCCCACAGAUUAUAAUCAACUACGCUAUGUUCUUGGAGGAACACAACUAUUAUGAAGAAAGUUUUAAGGCCUAUGAGCGUGGCAUUGCCCUUUUUCGCUGGCCAAAUGUCUACGAUAUCUGGAGUACUUAUCUGUCCAAAUUCAUCGCUCGAUAUGGAGGAAAAAAGCUGGAGAGAGCCCGUGAUCUGUUUGAACAGGCUCUGGAUGGCUGUCCUAGAAAAUUUGCCAAAAAUAUCUUUCUCUUGUAUGCCAAGCUGGAGGAGGAGCAUGGCCUGGCCAGACAUGCCAUGGCUUUAUAUGAGCGUGCUACUCAGGCCGUAGAGCCAGGAGAACAGUACGAGAUGUUCAACAUUUACAUCAAGAGAGCUGCUGAAAUAUAUGGAGUCACACACACCCGAAGCAUUUAUGAGCGAGCUAUAGAGCUGUUGGCAGAUGAGCAGUCUCGAGAGAUGUGCCUGCGUUUUGCAGAUAUGGAGUGUAAGCUUGGAGAGAUUGAUCGAGCCCGAGCUGUGUAUUCCUACUGUUCCCAGAUGUGUGAUCCCAGGCUGACGGCGGGGUUCUGGCAGACUUGGAGAGACUUUGAAGUGCGCCAUGGCAAUGAGGACACAAUUCGGGAGAUGCUACGUGUGAAACGAAGUGUGCAAGCCAAAUACAACACACAGGGCACUUUCCUUGUAUCCCAGAGAUUGAGGGCAGAAGGAGGAGGCCAGGAAUCCAAAGAACCGGUGGAUGAGAUGCAGGCACUGGAGCAGAAGGCAGCGGUGGUGGCAGCAGAGGCUGAAAGAGAUAAACCACAGAUGAAGGAGAAGAUCCUGUUUGUUAGGUCUGAUGCUUCGAAGACAGAAUUAGCAGAGAUGACACUGCAGGCAAAUCCAGAUGAGAUUAACAUAGGAGAGGAAGAUGAGUCAGAGGAGGAGCUGGAGCCGGAUGAAGUACAAUUGGAGCAGAAAUCAGUCCCUGCUUCGGUCUUCUCGGGGAUUACUGAUGACUAA
Messenger RNA from Staurois parvus, 2553 nucleotides. The record is from the annotation of a GenBank genome assembly. NCBI's taxonomy places the organism in Eukaryota, Metazoa, Chordata, Amphibia, Anura, Ranidae.